Molecule: messenger RNA, 2619 nt
Organism: Zophobas morio
Lineage: Eukaryota; Metazoa; Arthropoda; Insecta; Coleoptera; Tenebrionidae
Product: ankyrin repeat domain-containing protein 12
Exons: 9
Coding region: 123-2534 (803 amino acids)
Cellular component (GO): nucleoplasm
Molecular function (GO): protein binding
Source: RefSeq, a predicted model, not a curated record
CAUGUCAAUAAAACAGGUUCCUUAAAAACAGUGAUGUAAACUGCGGGGGUAAAUACUCCGAAUACAAAAAAUCGCAAAAACUUUGGCGCAAAACACGAACUUUGUGGUUUGAAAGCGUAAACAUGCCUUCGUCAGUUCGACCAAAGGGCUCUGGUGGCGGCAACCGCGCUCCCCCAGUUACCCCCAUGUCAGAGCGUCAGCAGAUGGCCCUGCUGAUGCAAAUGACCUCCUCGACGAACGACGUUGGCUCUCGAAGCCCCAGCGGUCCCAACUCGUCGCGAUCAAGAGACCGAAACGAAAGAGGUGAAACACCAUUGCAUUUAGCUGCAAUUAAAGGCGAUGUCGAACAAGUUUGUAAAUUAUUGGCACAUCGGGCUGAUCCUAACGCUACUGAUUUUGCUGCAGGGUGGACGCCUCUGCAUGAAGCGUGCAACCACGGCUGGUACGAGGUUGCUUUCCGGUUGGUGCAGGCGGGGGCCAACGUCAACGCGAAGGGCCACGAGAACGACACGCCGCUUCACGACGCCGCCAUGAAUGGACACAUCAAGCUGGUCAAGCUUUUGGUCGAACGGGGCGCCGACAUACAUGCUAAGAAUUCCAAGGGGAAAACGCCUUUAGAUGUUGCCACAAGUGCUGUUACACCGUAUUUGCUCAAUCCAAGUUUGCCUUUACCAGAAUCGACUGUAUCCACUCGAGUACAACCACGCGUAAGGGAUGACAAAAAACUCUCAUCCGAACCCACCAAGUCAAAACUACCUGACGAACCAAUGGACACGGCUAAGAUGUCUGCCGCCGAAGACGUCUACGAAUUCAAGUCGAUAAAAGAAUCCGAGCAGACGCAGGAACAGAAGAGCGUCUCCCAGGAGGCGAACAGCGAUGCCGGCGACCAGCCGAGCGCCGCCGCCGCGCAGUCGGAAGAAACUUCCAAGCGGAACUUCGCGGAGAUAGCCGACCCGAGCGAAGACGGCGGCAACGACGACGAGAACAGGCGGAAGAAGCGCAAAGAGGAGGGCAACAAAGACGGGAAGACGCCCACGCAAAGAAACGCGAACCAGAGCAAGGGGCAGAGCGGCAAGCAGGGGGUUGCGGCGCAAGGGAAGCAGGGACUCACCGGAGGCGGAAAGGCCGCCUCAGAAAAAAAGAGUCCGUGUUCGAGCCCGAAGCCGUCAAGCAACAGCGACGCGGAGCUGGAGGACGGAAAGUCGGACUUGAAAGUACCGCCGCUGAAGAUCGUGAUACCUCAGGGUGGCAGCGGGGAGCAGGAGGGGGGCACGAGUAGGAACGGGAAGAGCAGCUCACAAAGGGCGCAUCCGCUGCCGUACGUCGUAGCGAGCUCGAAUAGCAGCAGCGACUCGAACGACAAAGAGAUGGCGGCGGGGAGCGUUAGUCCGGAAGGGGCGAGCAAGGGGGAUGACAAGAAGGAGGGCAAUGCGGGGGGGCAGGCGGAUGAACAGAGAGGUUCUAGUCACCAGAGAGUACUGAGGAGUUCGCAUAGAACAGGUCCAUCUCAAGGAACUGAUCGUGGUAGUAACAAUUCGUCUCCUCAGCUACAGAGGUCGCAUUCGCCGUCGCCCUCGGCGUCACCAGUUACGCCUUCUAAUCAGAACGAAAUUGUUGCGUCGAGUGCUACUGCUACAAGUACAUUGUCGAAAACGUCGGAUUCACAGGCCACUUUGAAUAAUGACACCGAACCCACAUCUGCCUCGUCCACUUCUAGCACGACGACAACAACCACAGCACCGGUGGAACUGCAUCCACGCAAGCGCAAAAUGAAACCAAACAAAGAACUGUCGGCUCCGCCCCCAGAAGCGCAAGAAGCACCAGCAGAAACACAGAUUCAUCCGCACGAUCAACCAAUCACGAAUUGUUACCAACUCUUCUUGAACAUACGAAAGCAGAUCGAUAAAAGAAGAAGGGGGCUAUUUCCAGUCCAACCAAAGCCUCCGCAAGGCUUUAAAGACUAUCUGAUGAACAGAUGUACGUACGUCUUGGCAAGCACAGCUCCAACAACCCCAAACAUAUCCUACCCUCCCACACUGCCAGCGCAGAUGAAAGAUUUGUUCACGGAGCAGGAAAAGGAGCGGUACAGGCUUCGAAUGCAGCAUGUAAUUGAGAAAGAGAAGCUCGUGUUGUCUGUGGAACAAGAAAUUCUACGGGUGCAUGGGAGGGCUGCACGCGCUCUGGCCAAUCAGUCGCUUCCAUUUUCUGUGUGUACGAUUUUGAGAGAUGAAGAGGUCUAUAAUCUCAUCACGCCAGAACAAGAAGAGAAGGAUCGAAAUGCUCGUUCUAGAUAUAAUGGUCGACUUUUCUUAAGCUGGUUACAAGAUGUCGAUGAUAAAUGGGAAAAAAUCAAAGAGCACAUGUUGUUGCGACAUCAUAAUGAAGCAGAAUCUUUGCACGCUGUGCAAAAAAUGGACUGGGAAUGGAAAAUGAAAGAACUGAGUUUGUGUGAUAAGAAAACGACUCCUUCAAUUGAUGAGCAUCAUGUACCGAUGGUACAUGUCAGUGAUGACUUUGAUCUCUUACCUGCGUAAUAUGUGAUUUAAUUUUUAUAACUGACGGUAUUUUUUGUUAGUUUUAAGAACAGAGUAAAUAAAGUUAAGACUAAAUGAGAAAAAA